Cyphellophora attinorum is the source of this 687-nucleotide messenger RNA. Its product is annotated as AN1-type zinc finger protein TMC1. The transcript has a single exon. The record is from RefSeq and is a predicted model, not a curated record. Lineage: Eukaryota; Fungi; Ascomycota; Eurotiomycetes; Chaetothyriales; Cyphellophoraceae. Gene Ontology annotation, molecular function: zinc ion binding. Bases 1 to 687 code for a protein of 228 amino acids.
AUGCCUUCCCGUAGCAACUCCGUCUCGUCACAAACCUCCAACAAGGAGCUAUCGCCCAACAACAUCGCCAUCAACGUCGUGAUCUCCGACGGCAAGAGUGAGUCUCCCGCCGGCGAUGCACUGCAUGGCCACACAGCAGAUGCUAACAAUGCUCCCGUAGCAAUCAAGCUCAACAUCCUCCCAACACAUACAGUGGCGAACCUCCUCAAUUUCCUCAAGGCAGACACUACCGUUGACUCAAACGCACGGCUGCUUAUGGACUCGAAGCCACUAUCGCCUGCGUCGACAGUCGCCGAACUGAAGCUCACAUCCGGCGCCACCCUCUCGCUCGACCCACCCUCCGCACGACGGAGUACCUCUCCUACCACCACCGAGGCUAUCGUUGCCACUGAUAACAAGUCAACAGCCGAUUCAGGCACAUCCACACCCGCCACUGCAGCCUCAACACCCCGAUCGGGCACACCAGCGAAGAAGUCUCGCAAGCCACGAUGUAGCAAGGACGGCUGCAAUGCCCCCGCACAACCGAUAGUGGGAGACUGCGGAUACUGCGCGAAGCGUUUCUGUGGGAAGCACCGGAUGUUGGAGAGUCAUACCUGCGAAGGACUGGCGGAUGCACGGCAAGCGGACAAGGAUCGGAAUACGGCCAAGCUGGAGGGCGAGCGAACUGUGAUGUUGAGAGGCCUGUAG